Carcharodon carcharias (great white shark) is the source of this 6686-nucleotide messenger RNA. Its product is annotated as protein argonaute-1. NCBI's taxonomy places the organism in Eukaryota, Metazoa, Chordata, Chondrichthyes, Lamniformes, Lamnidae. The transcript is spliced from 19 exons. The record is from RefSeq and is a predicted model, not a curated record. Gene Ontology annotation, molecular function: RNA binding; protein binding. The coding region runs from base 89 to 2665 and encodes 858 amino acids.
UGUUGUGGAGUGGAGUUGCUCCGUGGGGAGGACGCGGGGAUUGAGCCUCUUCACCCGGGGAAAUCCGUUCUCACACGCAGUCUAUGGGAUGGAAGGGGGGCCAGCGGCAGCAGCUGCAGUUGGCCCAUAUGUGCCACCUCUGCAACAGGUUUUCCAGGCACCACGACGACCAGGGAUAGGAACAAUAGGCAAGCCAAUUAAACUUCUAGCCAACUAUUUUGAAGUCGAUAUUCCAAAAAUCGAUGUUUACCAUUACGAGGUGGAUAUAAAGCCGGACAAAUGUCCAAGGAGAGUAAACAGGGAAGUGGUGGAAUACAUGGUUCAACAUUUCAAACCUCAGAUCUUCGGAGACCGAAAGCCAGUGUAUGAUGGGAAAAAGAAUAUUUAUACGGCAACACUACUGCCCAUUGGCCAGGAUAGGGUUGACUUUGAGGUGACCAUCCCCGGUGAAGGCAAAGAUCGGAUUUUUAAGGUUUCCAUUAAGUGGCUAGCAGUGGUGAGUUGGAGACUGCUGCAUGAAGCCCUCGUCAGCGGUCGAAUCCAAGUUCCAUUAGAUUCUGUUCAGGCACUGGAUGUAGCUAUGAGGCACCUGGCAUCAAUGAGGUAUACUCCUGUUGGUCGAUCUUUCUUCUCUCCACCUGAAGGUUACUAUCACCCACUGGGUGGAGGUAGAGAAGUCUGGUUUGGUUUCCAUCAGUCUGUUCGGCCUGCCAUGUGGAAAAUGAUGUUGAAUAUUGAUGUGUCAGCAACAGCUUUCUACAAAGCUCAGCCAGUGAUUGAGUUUAUGUGUGAAGUCCUUGACAUACGGAACAUUGAUGAGCAACCGAAACCUCUUACUGACUCGCAAAGAGUGCGUUUUACAAAAGAAAUUAAAGGUUUAAAAGUGGAGGUGACUCACUGCGGACAGAUGAAGAGGAAAUAUCGAGUGUGCAAUGUCACCCGGCGACCAGCCAGUCACCAGACGUUCCCCUUGCAGCUGGAAAGUGGACAGACUGUGGAGUGCACAGUAGCGCAGUAUUUCAAACAGAAAUACAAUCUUCAGCUAAAGUAUCCCCACCUACCCUGCCUACAGGUGGGACAGGAGCAGAAGCACACCUACCUGCCACUCGAGGUGUGUAACAUAGUUCCUGGGCAGCGAUGCAUCAAGAAACUUACGGACAAUCAGACGUCAACGAUGAUUAAAGCAACAGCACGGUCGGCACCUGACAGACAGGAAGAGAUCAGUCGACUGAUGAAGAAUGCCAGCUACAACCUUGAUCCUUACAUUCAGGAAUUUGGAAUAAAGGUGAAAGACGACAUGACUGAGGUUACAGGUCGAGUUUUGCCAGCACCAAUUUUACAAUAUGGUGGCCGGAACCGAGCAAUUGCUACUCCAAAUCAGGGAGUAUGGGAUAUGCGUGGCAAACAGUUCUACAAUGGGAUAGAAAUCAAAGUCUGGGCCAUCGCCUGCUUUGCACCACAGAAGCAAUGCCGGGAGGAGGUGCUGAAGAGUUUUACUGACCAGCUACGAAAGAUAUCCAAGGAUGCGGGGAUGCCCAUCCAGGGCCAGCCAUGCUUCUGUAAGUACGCACAAGGAGCUGACAGUGUGGAGCCGAUGUUCAGGCAUCUGAAAAACACCUAUUCAGGACUCCAGCUUGUCAUUGUCAUUCUACCUGGGAAAACACCAGUCUACGCUGAGGUGAAGCGAGUAGGUGAUACCCUCCUUGGAAUGGCCACUCAAUGUGUUCAGGUGAAAAAUGUCGUGAGGACGUCUCCUCAAACACUGUCUAACCUCUGCCUGAAAAUCAAUGUGAAAUUGGGUGGAAUCAACAACAUAUUGGUACCUCAUCAACGUUCGGCUGUGUUCCAGCAGCCUGUGAUCUUCUUGGGAGCAGAUGUCACACACCCACCAGCUGGAGAUGGCAAGAAACCCUCAAUAACAGCAGUAGUUGGCAGCAUGGAUGCCCAUCCAAGCCGUUACUGUGCCACAGUCCGUGUGCAGCGACCCCGUCAGGAAAUAAUUGAAGACCUUUCCUAUAUGGUUCGAGAACUUCUGAUCCAAUUUUACAAAUCUACCCGCUUCAAGCCAACGAGGAUUAUCUUCUAUAGGGAUGGCGUUCCUGAAGGGCAAUUGCCACAGAUAUUACACUACGAGCUCCUGGCUAUCCGUGAUGCAUGUAUCAAACUGGAAAAAGAUUAUCAGCCUGGAAUUACCUAUAUAGUUGUCCAGAAACGGCAUCACACACGGCUGUUCUGUGCAGAUAAGAGCGAGAGGAUUGGUAAAAGUGGGAACAUACCAGCAGGAACAACAGUUGAUACCAAUAUCACCCACCCAUUUGAGUUUGAUUUCUACCUGUGCAGUCAUGCUGGGAUUCAGGGCACCAGCAGACCUUCACAUUAUUACGUCUUGUGGGACGACAAUCGAUUCACUGCAGAUGAGCUUCAGAUCCUGACCUAUCAGCUAUGUCACACUUAUGUGAGGUGCACACGCUCUGUCUCCAUUCCAGCACCAGCCUAUUAUGCCAGAUUGGUGGCAUUCAGGGCAAGAUACCACCUGGUGGACAAAGAACAUGACAGUGGAGAAGGCAGCCAUAUCUCUGGACAGAGUAAUGGACGGGAUCCCCAGGCACUUGCUAAAGCCGUGCAGGUUCACCAGGACACCUUACGCACAAUGUACUUUGCUUAACUGUAUGAUAGUUCAGUCACCUCAACCUGCCAGCCUUCUGGACCAAAAGCAGCCAUACAAGAACAUUCGACCAUCUUCCACUGAUGUGUCUUGGAGGUUGGAAGGUGUCAACAUAUAUUUUACAACGAGUAGCUUUCAAUGAACUACUAAUGGAUGGGGAAAGACUGACCAAACAAAUUAUAGAAAAGAGGUCAAACUAUGCUACAUGAAGAAAACAGGUUUCACAUUCAAGUUUUAUUUUUUACACGUAUUUAUGCAAUAUAUUGAUAACUUUUUAAUGUAAAAUGCAAACGUUCACCACUGCCAAAUUCCUGUUAGUUUUUAGAGACACAUGGCUAAAAGAAAAUGGUCGAUAAGCAACUACUUCAAAGGACGUCAUUCAGGGGAUGUAAAGCCCCAUAGGUCCAAAAGCUGAACUUCUCAAUUUAGUGCCUGGACUUAUGAUUAUUGAAUCUGUAAGUCUGUUAGACUUGCCAGAAUUUUUUUUUCAUGCAUUUGCCUAAUUUGGCACCAAAACAUAUCAAUAGUUCUCAAUAUGUUCUUUAUGAUGUCUCAUUCUUUCUUGUUCUUUUUGAAUUUCAUUUUGACAAGUACAGAAAGUUGUGUAUUUACACAAUCUAAAGGAAUCUUAAUGUUAUCAUGUGGUCACUUUCCAAAGUCUGGACUUUGAAAGUUAUUAUGAAUUUAUGGGGAAAAAAUAGAAGUCCUGGACUUGAGGCAGAAAAAAAUGGAUCGCUUGUAAAUUAUUUUUUUAAAAUGUCACGAUAAGAACCUUAAAACAUUGUGAUGGCUGCACUUCAUUUUUACUGAUAUUGUAAGCCACUCCUGUUCAGCCCUCUCGCUACAGAAGGGGAUGAAAAUGGCAGCAAGCAAACAAGUAGAUUAUAGAUUAUCAGUUUUAGCAGACAGCUGAAUGAAUAAAGCAGAGCUGGGGUCUUUUAAGAGUUGCUGUUCUUUGAAUAAUCUUUAGCUAUCCAGCAAAAGAAUUGCACACUAGCUGAACUCCCACUGUAAUUCCCUUCUGAAGCCGCUAAUUACUUUGGAAAUAGAUGUAGAUGAACAAAAAGCUUAGUUUUGUAUCUUUUUAAAGGGCAUUAAAGAUUGAGCAUUUUUUCUGAUUUUCCUGUAAACUGAACUAAUGCUUGCUUGUUAUAGUUUAUUUCAAAUGCUUUGUUUCGACCCUUAUUUGGAGUUGAAAGCCUCCUUGCUUCCUCUUACAUAUCCAUUACUUUUAAAAAAAAAAGUAAAGGUGGUUUUGUACUCAAGAUGAGAAAUUUCAGUGCUAGUAAAUUGAAGAUUUUCCAGAUAAGUUUGCAACCACCCCGUGUCAGCAUAAAACACUCUGGGCAGAUAUCACAUGAAUAAGAUGCACUGUAAAAGUUCCUGCAUUGUUCCCUGAUUGUGUGAAUGAACCUCAGCCUCAGGGAAUGUUCCUCUCCUCUACAGGUUGCAUUUGCAUUUCUUAAACCAACCACACAGUAGAACCACCAAACAUAAUUGUGGCCAGUAUUGUGCUCUGACUCAUAUCCACUUGGCACUAAAUUGCAACUGGCCAAAAUUUACAGCUGGAUUUGCAGCUGAACACAAGCCCAGAAAUACAAGUGUAAUGUUCAACUUACUGCACAACCGAGUCCUAUAUAUAGAUUUUAAUAUAAAUGGGAUGAUUGUAUACCUAGACAAGUAGAGUGGUUCUCCCAAGAUACUUUAAGAUUUAGCCUGCAUAAUUUUAUAUUCACCAUUUUGCACUGGAAUAAAAUAAUCUGAAACAAGCACAAUCCAGCUGACAAACCGGUCAAUAACACUAAAUUUCAUGUUAAUGAUACAUAAAGCACUACAAGUGGACAGAGUAAAUAUGCCUGUCAUCAAAAUAUGAUGCAAGUGUAAUCAUUGGGAGGAAACCACUAGAAAGGCAUUAAGGAGCAUUCGACAGCCCAGGAUUUUUACUUGGUUUACAGAUUUUUUUGAAUACUCCCAGUCCCCCUUCAAUCUUCAUCCCUCCUCUUAAGCUGAUGAUUUGUUGGGAUGUGGUCAGAGGAGUGGGCUGUCCUUUGAUAUCUCACGCAAGGUGCCUUUAUUUCCAUUUGAAUGGAGAAAGUGAGCAUUGACAAACUAUUAAAAUAUUGAGGACGUGAGAGCCAUGCACAAUCCCAUCAUUUGUACAAACCCACUUUGUAGCAGGAGUCACUCCAUCGCAAUUAAGAAUGGGACCCUGGCUGAUUUGCCCUAUCCCAACGGAAAUCCAGUAAUACUCAAUACAAUCUAAAAAUUAAAUAUAGGAUCAUCCAGCCCGUAAUGGUACAGUUACAGCCUGCCUUUGCCAACAGCUGUCAUGGGAGCGUUUUAUAUCUUUUAGUUUUUAAAAGCCCUUUUGAAACAACGGCACCAAAACUAACCUUACAAAUUGGUGCGUUUAAAAUUGGCAACCACUAGAAGACGAUCACCAGCCACCACACCACCUCAACCCACUCUGUCUGUCUUUUACUCUUGGGCAUAAUGGAGCUUUAUAUUAGUGACAUUCAUGUCUCCACUCUGCAUGCUACUCAAAGUCUGUUUUCUCCACCUGUUGUUUGUUAGCUCCCAUACCUAGCAAAAUCUUCCACAAAUGAACUCCAGUUCAGUCCAUUCUGGUAGUGCAAGAACUAGAUGGCAGCCAAUACAUAUACAGAUAGGAAGCCAUUAAGAGUUGAUUCCUCACAGUGUGAACCAAUACGAGAAGACUGAUCUGGAACAGACUUGUGUUUUAACCUCGAGCAGAAAGUGACAGAAGAUAGAAGUCAUCAACCACUUGAUGCAGUAGAAACAUGAUGUCUAAUGUGCUUAAAAAUAAUAAUUCUGUAAACUUUGUUUACAACCACUUUUGUGUGAAGUGUACAAAAAUGUAACAUACUAGAAAAGGUGGCCCAGGGGUCACAGGCUGUUGUUUUUAUGUGCCUACCUGAUUUUUAGCUUGGCUACAUAGGAAGGUGAAAAUUGAAGAGAAUCAGGCUGGGCUACUGUCACUUUUUCCCCAGUUAUCUAUUGGAGAUAAAUACUUGCAGAAGCCUGGAGCUGCUCACUGUUUACCCUCUCUGUUAUGGGAUGAUGUAUGAAAGGAAAAGCAACAAAUUAUUGUUAAAAGUGCACAAUAUUCAUUCUCCAUGUUGUCAUAAAUUGUGGAAUAACAAGAUGUAAUAAUGAACAAAAGUUUACAAAGAGUCAAUGACUGGACACCCCUUCCUUAAUCCUGGGUGAUUAGCUCUUCAGCCAGGUCAGGUAAUGAAGACAUUUCUUUUGUGUCUGUCAUUUGUAAAAGACAUAGGGCCUCCCCAGUGACACAAAAAAUAUUAUCCAGUGAAUAGCUGAACCUUGAGAUUCAAUCUCUGGUCUAUGUUGAAUUAGCCAAUACUGACUGGGUACUAUAGUUCUGUCAGUGCCAUUGAGUUAGGGAGGGAAAGGUUGAUUGGGAUAUCUGCAUCUGGUCAUUAUCUACCAAUACUUGCUCAAAAAGUGAGGGUGUGGGCAAACAAGAUUGAGUUUGGCUGUGGUGCCCUUCAUCAAUAAAUAACCUAAAGGGUCAACUUGGGCUUGUGAAACUGGAACUUAAGUCAGUGUCUUCAGAAGGAGUGGUACAAAGUUACUGAAAGAGUGCGAAGAAUAAUCUGGGCAUUUGUUACUAUCACAAGUUAAAUUAUAUUCAAGAGAAUCCUUGGAAACAUCUAUAACUUGGUAGAAUUGACUGAGGGUGAGGCGAUUAGUACAUCAAAUUCUGAACAUUCAGUAAGCUGAUAAUUCAUCAAUCCUACCAUCUGAUUUAGCCUGGGGCUCAGCCUCUACUUUCCCAGGACAAUGUUGGCUAUUUCCUAUUUUAAAAAAAAUAGUUGUAGUCAGCUAAGACAAUUGUCUUGACGCUGAGAGUUAUGCUCAAGUAUUUACUGAGGCAGAGUGGUUUAUUUUCUUACACUGAACCAAUAUACUGAAGUUAACUCUAUUUAUAAUUUUCUAUGUUCCUUUUCCUUGCUGCACAAGUGUUUUUUUAAAGAAA